Molecule: messenger RNA, 303 nt
Organism: Lichtheimia ornata
Lineage: Eukaryota; Fungi; Mucoromycota; Mucoromycetes; Mucorales; Lichtheimiaceae
Exons: 3
Coding region: 1-303 (100 amino acids)
Biological process (GO): mitochondrial respiratory chain complex I assembly
Source: RefSeq, a predicted model, not a curated record
AUGUCCUCUGGUUUCGGUUUGGAUGGCGGCCGCGGCCGAUGCUUUCAUUUCUGGCAAGAAUUCAACAAGUGCUACGCUAGUGCCGAUUUCCCUCAACAGUGCCUUGCUCAGCGCGACGAUUAUCUCGAAUGCCUUCACCACACCAAAGAGUUUGCUCGUGUGACCCGUAUCAAGGCCGAGGAACUUAAGCAAGCUGAGAAGAAGUUGAAGCUCAAGGAAGCUGCCAACGCUGCAGCCACCUCCAACAUUGCUCGACUCAACAUUGUGGAUGAUAAGCAGCAGACUAUCGAGAGCAAAGCAUAA